UGAUCCGAGCCAAGGCUGUCUCUGCGAAAGAGGUGGAUUCGGGGAAUGAUAUAUAUGGGAACCCAAUCAAACGCAUGCAGUAUGAAAUCAAGCAGAUCAAGAUGUUCAAGGGCCCUGACCAGGACAUAGAGUUCAUCUACACGGCCCCGUCCACCGCCGUGUGUGGCCGGCUGCUGGACAUCGAAGGGAAGAAGGAGUAUCUCAUCGCAGGCAAGUCAGAGGGCAAUGGCAAGAUGCACAUCACGCUCUGCGACUUGGUCUCCACCUGGGACUCGCUGACCCCGACCCAGAAGAAGAGCCUAAACCAGCGGUACCAGAUGGGCUGCGAGUGCAAG
Messenger RNA from Acanthisitta chloris (rifleman), 335 nucleotides. RefSeq names its product TIMP metallopeptidase inhibitor 2 (gene TIMP2). The annotation marks the transcript as partial. Gene Ontology annotation, biological process: negative regulation of endopeptidase activity; negative regulation of membrane protein ectodomain proteolysis. Gene Ontology annotation, molecular function: protease binding; metalloendopeptidase inhibitor activity. The transcript is spliced from 3 exons. The record is from RefSeq and is a predicted model, not a curated record. NCBI's taxonomy places the organism in Eukaryota, Metazoa, Chordata, Aves, Passeriformes, Acanthisittidae. Gene Ontology annotation, cellular component: extracellular matrix.